UGGAUUAGUAUGAGCGUAAUUACUCGAUUGAAUUCACCACAGUUCAGUCUUUUACCCACUCUCUGCUCUUUUCCUUUAGUCUUUCUUAUUUAUUUAUUUCUUAAGCCACAGUUGUUGGGUUUUCUGCGCGAUUUGAUCAUACUAAAAGAAGAGUGGUGCAAUUAUUUAGGCGAACAAUCGAAAAGUCCGUGGCUCCGUGUGGCCUCAGUUAUGAGUGACUUAUCGACUAAUAUUUGUUUUGAUGCAUUAUCUGUGCUAAAUGGCAGUGUUCAAUUGGUGGAAAAUGUGUGCAGCAUUUGUGGAGCCUCGCACUACACCCAGAAUUGUCCAGAGUUUGCCAAAGGAGACCAUAUCAAAGAUAAGCCUUCGCUUAACCUCUCAAGGUCAUCGGUUCCAAAUGGGCUGCUGAUAAUGGACGGGGCUGGCCCCGAUGGAACCAGCUGCGUCGUGACGUCACAAAAGUUCGCCAAAGGAACGCGCUUCGGACCGCUGCUAGCGCAAAAAUCCUACGCACCGAUCAAGAACAUCCCCUUUCCGCUGGUGCUUUUCGCGACCCCAUUCUACUAUGGCAACGAGUUUGACUUUGAGCUGCAGACACUGUUCAACGGGCGGGAUGUGUAUCUGGACACCCGGAACGAAAACAAGUGCAACUGGAUGAUCCACGUUAGUCUGGCGCGGUUUUCCAACGAACAGAAUCUAAUCUGCUAUCAGGAAAACGACGAGAUAUACUAUACAGCCAUAAAGGACAUCGAACUGGGCGACAUCCUGCGGGUUUGGUACUCGCGCAACUACGCAGCCAAAAUCGGAACCACCUUGCUGGAACCGAGCCCGUAUGACAUUUGCAAUAAUAUUCUUCGCUCGGUCAGUCUGGACUAUGGUCUGAAUCUGGAUCAGAACCAAAAUUAUAUGGACAGCUUCACGUCCCCGUCGGGAGUACAUCACCUACACCAUCAGCAGCCACACCACUCGGCGUCAUCUUCGUCUUCUUCAACAAUGAUGGCGGGUGGAAGCGAUAUGAACAACAAUAGCCACAUUGUGUCAGUUCCCUCCGGGGAAGUAGCUUCCAGCUAUGACAAGAUUUCCUUGCCACCGAUCGAUAGUCUGAUGAAAACUUCAUCGCCGAAAUACACCAAUCACUACCACAUGUUCGAUCUCGAUCUUAUCGGUCAUGCGCAGGUAUGCGACGAUUACGCCCAACUUAGUGCACCUUCGCAAAUGCAUCAUUCUAGUCAGCACCAUCAGCACCAGUCACCGUCACAUGCACAAAUACAGCACCAACAAGCCGUAGAAAUGCAUCAGCAGCAGAUGGUGAAUUCAUCAUUUUCAACCGCCUACCAGACGCUACCAGAGGACACUCUCAGUCCGGCCGAUUUGAUCAACAUUUCACUAGGUGCCAGCGAUAUGAACAUUUCGUUCGACUCAUUCAGUGCCAGUAAUCUAAUCGGUUACGAUGGUGGCAGCAGCAGUGGCAGUAAUCUGGGUGAUUCCGGCAUCAGUGUUAGUGGCGGGCAAGCUAUGGAUAAACUGCAUAGUCGCUACUCUUCGUCGACGGAUUCGCUGGUUACGUUGAAUGAUAAUUUGGGUAUGGUUCCGGCAACACCUGCACCGUCUACAUCCGGCGCGCUGGUGGUUGCCCCGGUUGCUGCUGAUUCGGAAACGGAUAAGAAAUAUCCCUGUGAAAUAUGUCUACGAAAGUACAUGACCAAAUCGAAUCUAGACAAGCACAUGAGAAAGCACAAUAUGUUCCUGUGUGUUUUCUGUAUGAAGCUUUUCCAACUUGCCGAAGAGUUAAAGGAUCAUGAGUGUACUGAACGGAAGUCCAAGACGGCUUACUUACACUGUCCCAAAUGUUUGAAAGUUCUCUCAAACUCGUGGUCGCUUCAGCGACACAUGAAAAUACACAAGGACCCAAACGAAUCGGUGCUCGGAGUGCCGGAAGAAUCCGCCGAUAAGCUGCUGGUGGAGCCGAAAGAACCACCAGUCAUAUUUGAUGAAAUCGAAACGUGUGCCUUGGACGAACUGAAACCUAGUAUCGGAACGCUCGAGGUGACCAACGAACCACUUAUGUUGGCUGUCGACGAAACUAGUGAUAUGAUAAUGGAGACAGAACAGCCGCUGCAGUCCCAAGAAAUGGACAUUGAGCAGGAAAUCGAGUCCAUGCAGCAGUCACAAUCGCAGCCACAGCAGCUUUCACCAAUGGUUAUUCAGUCGUUAACGAGUCUUCCAGCACCGCAAAUUCCUAUAACAAACACCUGUUCAAGCCAGGAAAUGAUAACCGACGUUCAGGCAGCUAACGGAAAGCAGCUGUACAAGUGUAUUGUUUGUGCUAAACUAUUCAAAAACCCCAAUGCAUUGGAAAAGCAUUUGCGAAAAGUUCAUACCGUCUACACUGUAUCGAAUGACUACAAAUCGGAGAAAAAAGUCAUAACCCAGAUAAGUCAGAAGAAAACAUCGCCCAUCAAACCAGCAAUCGCCAAGGCACUUGCCACCAAGCUAACCCAGAAAAACAAGAAAAUCGAAUCGAAUGCCGCCGCCGGUACAAGUGCGGACUUCAAUUCCAGCGUGCCAAUGGUGCCAGAACAGUCAAUUCACGUGCCUCGUCAAUACAAUAAAAAGAAACAUUCAAACAAGACAAUAACGUCGUCGUUAGCUCCACCGGGAUCGACAAUGCAGAUAGCGCAGCCGACAGCUUCCACCUUCAGCUCCGGCAGUCCGACAGCGACCGCUGCUAGCAAAUCUCACAGCAUAAUUAUAAUCUCCAAUCUCGAGCUGACCAACAAUAACCUUAUCGAUACUAGUCAACUGUUUUUAAACCAGAACAGUAACGCUCUAGGCAAUAAGAUAGAUCUUAAAGUAUUAAAUUCGACCGACAAGUUACCAAAGCUGGUACCGAUUUCAAACCACGGUUCACAUGCGCACCUGUCACACCAGCAACCGUCGGCCAGUACCGGCCUUCUUGCCUCUGCUAUUGUCCCAACGGCUUCCCAAGCAAUUCCAACCAGCCAGUUCCAGACGGUACCGAUCACUACACUGCAGUCGGCAACGUCAAACAUGAACGGUUCCACUAGCGGUACACUGCUGGACAGAAUAGCAUCAUCCAGCCAGCAUGGUUUAAACACCAUCAUCGAAACCAGUGGAAUCGUUGACGAAUCCAGCAGCCAACUUCUCACCGAAUCUCCUGUCAACGGUGAACCACACCUCUUGACCCUCUCCCCGAUUAAAAUCACAAACCACCACGGAAGCAACGAGGGACAUCAGGGGGACCGAGUGGCUGAAGCGUCGAACACAAGUUUCCUAAGCCCGGACGAGCUCUCUGCGGACGCUAACGAUAGUAACCAGUGCGAUGGCGAUAGCGAAAGCGCGCAACUAACCCCGACCAGCUAUCCGUGCGAUGAGUGCGAUAAGGUGUUUCCGAAGAACUACCAACUGAAACGCCACAUGGAAAUUCACGACAGCACGUACUACAUGUGCCCGUACUGUGACCGGUCCCCGCUGAAGGCGAAAACGUCGGUCCGCAAACAUUUGAACACGAUCCAUCCGGAGCGGGCCCCUCCGAAGGAAGAGAUGAACAAAUUCAUCUCCACCCUCGUAGUCAAGGACGAAAAAAUACUACAAGAACUGUACGCCAAACACGAGCGUAAGAUCCGAAACAAAUGCGCCAAACUGCAGGCAAAACAGCUCCAGCAACAACAACAACAGCAGCACCAACAACAACAACAACACCAACAGCAGCAAGUGACGUCUGUUCGCGUGAUUCAGCAAGAGGCCUCGGUUGAGUUAACCGGCGAAUCAGUUGCCCCCGAGGAAAUGCUUAACUCCUAUCAGAGUGACUCAUGUGGAGAUGAGCUGGAACAGCACGAAUCCCCGAUAGAAAACAGCGAACGAAGGUGUAGUGCAAGCAGCAACGGUUGCAAUGAGAUUAGAAACGAUGAAACUAGCGGCCCCUUGAAGCGGAAGCCAAUCACCGAAGGACUAGCCGGUGUAUCCGCAACCGAAAGGCGGAAUAAUUCCACCGGGGAAGAUGGUAAGAAGAUGAGACUCGUCGACGCAAAUGGGCACGAACUGCGAUACCUUCCAGCGUCAGUUGCUAGUAAUAAUGGUGCGUUGAAGUACAUGAGGAAAAAGUUGAUUGGGUUGGGUGAGGGUAGCAGCAGCAGCAACAGCAAUAGUCACGCUCACUCAAUGCAUCCACCAGGUGGAGGUGGCGGGUCGGGUCAGGGCAAUGGUACACAUGGUCCUACCACGGCGGAUAAUCAAAUGAUAUUGGACAAUCUGUUUGAUAACAUUUCGAUUGAGAACUACGAGUUCGAUGAUAAUACGUCGAUUCAGUCGUACAAUUUGAUUGAGGAACGAUUCAAAACCUCGUUCGAUCAAAUUCAGGAGAAGCUGGACGCCGAACUGUCGUUCGACGAGGAGCAGCUCAAGUGGCAGAACAAUCUGAUGGCGAAUGAUUCGUCUAACGAGAUCGGCGACAAACUACUCAACGUCGAAGAGAAUAUCAUGCUUAUUUAGAGCAACGAGAGGAUAAUGGACUAGAUUUCCGAGGAGGGUUAGGGAUAUGAUGAAUGGUUAGAUGUGGUUUUCGUUCUUCAUUCGUUCUGCAUAUUUAUUUGCUGUAGUAUAAUUUUUUUUCCUUUAGUGGUUAAGUGUAACAAUGAAAUGCUUUUCUGUUCCGUUUUUCAGCUUUUCGUUUGUUUAAUUUUAGCUCUAUUUAUUACGUGCAUAUAUUUAUUAUAGAACCAUUGUGUGUUUGUAUACAAGAAAGCAAAGCAAGAAGGCUCGUUUAUUGCAAUAUCAAGUGGCAAUAUUACCAAAGCACAAAAAGCUUAGAUAAGUUAUAUUUAUCAUCGAAUAUUUUCUAUUUGUUCCUGUGUUGGUUUUCUUUUCAUCCAACUCGGCAGCUUUUAACUGAUCAUGAGCUGCAAACGUCGCGGCAGCUGAUUUCGAAUAGCAAAUCUAUUCUGCCCAGAAAAAGCAAAAAUCAAUUUUUACGAUCAGAGUUCAACAUAUUUCUUUCUCCUGUGCGACUCUUGGUUAUAGGGGAACAAGGGGCAAGAUUGCCAUACGGGGCAGAAUGGGCAUAUGUUGUUUCUAGAUUUCUGGUAGUAAUUUUGAAACUGUUAUAAAUUUGAAUCAUUAACAUUAAUCUGAAGAUGUAAUUUUAUUCAAAAUAACUGGAAAAAACAAAUUCGCUUUACACAAUCAACAAUUGUAUCAUUCAUGCACGUCUUGCGUAUAAUAUUAUAGCUCACAAGCGCGAAAAAUAAGGGUUUUUGCAUGCGUAUGUGUCGUUUUGGGCUCGAAAGUUUAUUUUCGGUAAUCGUUAUUGAUAUUCAAACAGUUUCAAUAAAUAAUGCAGUGUUUUCAAAUGAAACAUCAUCUAAAAACAGCUCUUUCUCAUAAGUGUUUCUCAUGGGGCAGAACGGGCACUGCUGGUAGGGGCAAAAUUGCCAUACCUAUGCACGAAAACAUAACCUACAAACCAGAAAGUGCUGUCAAAAAAGUAAACAUCGUGCUAGCAGCAGUUAAUAGUAAAAUGGUUCGGAAUUACAAACGGUUGUCGGGGCGCAAAAAAUGGUCACAGUCAUCAUUGGCCACUGCUAUAGACGCGGUUAUUUUUCAUCGAAUGUCAGUGAACCGAGCGGCUAUUGCACACGGCAUUCCAAGGCAAACGUUAAGCCGACAUUUAUGGCUGCGUCGAAAAGAUUCGUUUGUUGACAAUCAUUAAAAUAAAGUUACCUAAAUUUAGGUUUUGUCAUGUUUUAUUAUUUCUUCAUCCGCACAGUAGUGUUUUAUGGACCAAAACCUUAUUUUUAUAUGCGGGCAAAUUCAUAGAUAAUUUUCAAAUUGAAAAAGGCUAAAAAAUUAUGCUGUUUCGGAGUAUAAAUAGUGAAACAGGAAAGGAAAACUUUGUUUCGGUACCUACGAUUGUACGUUACAUUGAUACAUUGUUUAAUGUUUGCUUGAAAUCGAAAAAUAUGAACAUGCCCAUUAUGCCCCAUAGGUAUGCCCAAUCUACCCCGUACCGCGACCAGCCUCAUACUUUUUAGUGGCUUAGGAAAUUAUUUAUAAAUAUUUAAAUAACCUUUUUCUUUAGUUUCCAAUGUAGCAACUCUUGAGUAUUAUUCUUACUCUAUGUAGUAAAAAUGUAUUCAGUAGCUUUUUGCUCACUUUGCCCUAACAAUUUGAUAAGAAGCUUAAGGUGCCCAUCUUGCCCCUUGUCCCCCUAUUGCUAUUCCAUUUCACAUACUAAGCUUGCGUCUACAUUAAAAAUAUUUCAUUUGGUGGAGGCGCGUGGUUAAAAAUUAACCCAUGAGCUAUACUGCGGUUAGAAAUUGAAUUAUUUAUACUUCCCAAACGAAGACAGUUAUUUUAUCUUGACUGUUGUAAAAGAAAAUUAUUGCUUUUUUGUAUAUUGUUAGCAAUUUAAUCACCGAGAUAUUAGAGAAUUGAUCUUAAACACUUACUUAAUCGAAGGAGGACAAAUUGGUCCCAAGUUCAAGAGCAAUAAGGGAAAAAACGCGAUAAGAAAAAAAAAACCAAGUGCCAUUUUGCCAAGCGAAACUGGAAUGCAAUCAGUGUGCCUGUUGAAACCAAAAAAAUAAGCAAUGAAAAGUGAAAAUAUACCGAUGUUGAGUUAUACAUAUAUACAUAUUCUAGCGUGUAAGUAAAACGAAUCUCCGCACACCGGUUUAUUCUCCAUCCGCAAUCCCCUAAACCCGCCACAAAGCACAUCUUUUGUAUACAAUCAGCUGUAAACCAGGACGAUGUCGUCCCUACGUAAAGGAGAUUGUUCUUCGUUAAUCAGAGACCAAAGGUGGAAUGAUUUUACUGUGUACCGUAUGCAAAUUAUAUUGUUUUUAUUGCUUUAUUGUUUUUUUUUUUUUGUUUUCUCCUAACCUUAAGACUUAGUAUAAACGUGGGAGAGAUUUCACAGCAAACAGUUAAGAAGCAUUCAAUCAUAUUUUACCCUUUUUUCUUUCUUCUGUUCUCUGAAAUAUGGUUAGCAUACCUAUGUAAUAGUCUCAUAAGUACGUUUUCUCCCUGAUAUUUAUUAUGUGCUAAUAUUGUUCCCCUAUCGAGAAACCGUAUCAGCAGAUGCUGUUUCUCAAACGUGAAGCACUACUUCAAACACAUUCAACAAGCAAAACAAACCAUUAGCGCAAAAACUCGAUACCGAGCAUUGUCCAGUCAAAAUUGGGAUCCUCAAACGGGUCCGAGUAGUCGAAUACAAAGCCUAGAGAAUUAUGACCAGAUGAUAGGAAAGAGGAAGAGUGAAUAAAGAAAGAUUAUGUAUUUUUACCGUAAUUUACUUAAAGUUUACUCCAACUGGUUAGUGCCUAAGCUACUAAGAAAGAAUCACAGCAACUUAUAGAUCCUGUGCUGGAAGCAAAAACAAUUUGUGUAAUUCUUUCCACUGAAAAAAAUUACAUAAAUGAAGCUUUUCUUUGGUUCAUUUUUUGUGCAAGAUACAUAUAAAUGAUUUAUAUCGAAAUAA
Molecule: messenger RNA, 7498 nt
Organism: Wyeomyia smithii (pitcher-plant mosquito)
Lineage: Eukaryota; Metazoa; Arthropoda; Insecta; Diptera; Culicidae
Exons: 7
Coding region: 10-4512 (1500 amino acids)
Biological process (GO): regulation of transcription by RNA polymerase II
Cellular component (GO): nucleus
Molecular function (GO): protein binding; RNA polymerase II transcription regulatory region sequence-specific DNA binding
Source: RefSeq, a predicted model, not a curated record